ACGCACAGCAACGUCCUGACGCAGUUCACGGAGGGUCCGGGCGGCGAGGGUCCGGGCUGGUCCGGGCAGGGAGGGACGCAUCUCGUGAGGGGCGCAGCCAGCGAGCUGACGCAGCGGCGUCCUGACGCAGCAGCGUCCAGCUUCAGUUCACGGAGGGUCCGCUCGGUUAGAGCUGGGUGUGAGUCACUCCGAGCCUUUACUGAUCUUUAUUUACAAUGAAGAAAUUAAAAAGGCCUCCAUCCUGACGUCCACGCUGUGGUCAAUGACAGUCUGUCGCGGCGUCGGUGACUGACAUGGAUGCUAGUGACAUUAAGGAUGUGAAGCUUUCACCUGAAGUGGAACCGUUCAUCCCACAGAAGAGAGGUCUUGAAGGAUCCCUUGUUAGCAUGAGUCUUUCUGGCGAGGCGGGUGGAGGAGGAGGAGGCGGUGGAGGCCUAGGAGGAGGCGGUGGAGGGGUGGAGACCACUCCCAUACCCAGCUACCUCAUCACCUGCUACCCUUUCGUUCAAGAGAACCAACCCAACAGGCAACAUCCGAUGUACAAUGGAGGGGAGCUGCGCUGGCAGCAGCCAAACCCCACCCCUGGAGGUCCAUACCUGGCCUACCCCAUCCUGUCUUCCCCCCAGCCUCCCGUGUCCAAUGACUACGCUUACUACCAGAUAAUGCCUGCCCCGUGCCCGCCCGUGAUGGGCUUCUAUCAGCCCUUCCCCGGCACGUAUGCAGCAGGCCCAGUCCAAGCUGGAAUGGUCAACCCUGUUUCAGCAGAUGUUGGUGAAAGGCCUCUGGGGCCAGCCUAUGGAAUGGCCAGUCAGAGGGGCAGAGGCAUGGUCCGGUCUAAUGUUCUCCCUAAGCAGCAACAUUUAGGUGUGUGCCAGCCUCCCCGGGGUCGCAGGCCUCCAACCAGAAAUGUAGCCGUGCAGAAGGAGGUGUGCGCGUUAGGGCCUGUCAAGACUGUCAUGUUAGUGGAUGCAGCGCAGCAGACGGAUUUCCCGGGAGAGAUGUCAGGGCGGUGUGCUGCUGAGCGGGUUAGUCCCCUGCUGUGGAAGAACCGAACAAAGAGACGACGGGCCUCCCACCCAGCGGAAAACUACAACGAGCAAGGCGCCAGCGAGGCAGACAUCGAUAGCGAUAGUGGCUACUGCAGCCCGAAACACAACCAGGCAGCUGGGGUCACACAACGGACAGCAGACAACACAGCAACACCUAUGGGAGUAGAAGCUGGUGUCAUGACAGCAGGAGGUUCCUGGGUAAAUGUAGCCUCUCAGGCAACCUCAAAGUCCUGGGGAGACAGAAAUGGCCAGUAUCACAGAGCCGAUCAGAGGAAGAAUCCUGAACAGAGAAACUUCUCACAGGAUUUCCACAGCGGCUAUCCUGGACGUCUGCCUCCAAACCAGUCAGAGCGGUUGCAGCCCGCUGCCGUCGCCGUCACAAACCUCACUCCAGAGCCCCUCUACUUUGAGGAUGAAGAUGAGUUUCCAGAGCUCCCUACUGGAGGGGCAGUUCAACGCAACAAUAAACCUGACUCUGCCCAGCCUCCAGCUCAGACACACACUCAACCCAAACUUCCCAAAAACUUGCUGGAUAACCUCCCAGAAAACUCCCCCAUCAACAUCGUGCAGACUCCUAUCCCCAUCACCACCUCUGUUCCCAAGAGGGCCAAAAGCCAGAGGAAGAAGGCUCUGGCUGCUGCUUUGGCCACUGCACAGGAGUACUCGGAAAUCAGCAUGGAGCAGAAGAAAUUACAGGAAGCAUUUACCAAAGCUGCAGGGAAAAAGAGUAAAACCUCUGUGGAGCUGGACCUGGGAGACAUGCUGGCAGCUUUGGAGAAGCAACAACAGGCUAUGAAGGCCAGGCAACUCACCAAUACCAAGCCGCUGUCUUUCACAGUUGGAACAACCACUCCAUUCCACAGCUCAGGCUCCACCAGCACGAUGAAGGCUCAUCAGCAGCAAUACUCAGCCCCACACAACACCCUGGACUCCACGGCACCCCGUAUGAAGAGGGGCAAGGAGAGGGAGAUCCCCAAAGUCAAGCGACCAACAGCCCUGAAGAAGAUUAUUUUAAAAGAACGGGAAGGAAAGAAGGGGAAACCAAGUGUAGAACAAGAGACACCAGGCCAUGAGGAGCCCGGGGAUGAGUGUCUGAACUUCACUGAUGAGCUUUCUCGAGAGCCCGUGUCCCAAGAAGAGAACGGUCUGAGCAUGCCCAGCGAUGCGUCCCUGUCCCCGGCCAGUCAGGCCUCUCCGUACAGCAUCACCCCGGUUUCCCAGGGCUCCCCUGCCAGCUCUGGCAUCGGGAGCCCCAUGGCUUCCAACGCCAUCACGAAGAUCCACAGCCGACGUUUCAGAGAGUACUGUAACCAGGUGCUGAGUAAGGAGAUCGAUGAGAGCGUGACACUGCUGUUGCAGGAGCUGGUUCGUUUCCAGGAGCGGGUCUACCAGAAGGAUCCCACAAAAGCCAAAUCCAAACGCCGCCUGGUCAUGGGCCUGCGGGAGGUCACCAAACACAUGAAGCUGCAUAAGAUCAAGUGUGUCAUCAUCUCUCCCAACUGUGAGAAGAUCCAGGCCAAAGGUGGCCUCGAUGAAGCUUUGUACAAUGUGAUCGCCAUGGCAAGAGAGCAGGAGAUCCCGUUUGUGUUCGCCUUGGGCAGAAAAGCCCUCGGACGCUGCGUCAACAAGCUCGUGCCCGUUAGCGUUGUGGGAAUUUUCAACUACUCUGGAGCUGAGGGACUCUUCAAUCGACUGGUGUCCCUGACGGAGGAGGCGAGGAAGGCCUACAAGGACAUGGUGUCAGCUCUGGAGCAGGAGCAGGCCGAGGAGGCCGUGAAAAACGACAAGAAAGUCCCCCAUCACAUGGGACACUCCCGGAACCCGUCCGCUGCUUCAGCCAUCUCCUUCUGCUCCAUCUUCUCUGAGCCCAUCUCAGAGGUCAAUGAGAAGGAGUAUGAGACGAACUGGAGAAGUAUGAUGGAUAAUUCCGACGCCCUGGAGCCUGUCGAGGCCGAACCAAGUCGGCCCGCACCUCCUGCAGCCGCUCAGAGGGACUCGGAGGCUCCGGCGGCCUCGUCCAGCUCCGCCCCGCCCGGCCCCACUGCCCCCCAGCCCAGAGCAGGACCCCCCGCACAGGGGGAGAAGGAGGAGGUGCGAGCGGACGACAAGCUGGAGCUGGCCUCCCAGCAGAGCACCGAGACCGCCUCGCUGGACGGCAGCUGCAGGGGGCCGCUCAACUCCUCCAUCACCUCCACCACCUCCACUCUGGUCCCGGGGAUGCUGGAGGAGGCUGAGGAGGAAGAGGAGGAGGAGGAGGACUACACUCCCGAGCCCAUUUCUGUGGAGGUGCGCACCCUGAACAGCCGCAUUGAAUCAUGGGUGACUAAGACCUUGGAAAACUUGCAGCUGGGAAAGAGCCAAGAGAGCACAGAGGAGGAGGAGGAGGAGGAAGAGGAUGAGGAGGAGGACGAGGAAGAGGAGCGAGGACAGAGCGAGGAGGAAGAUGACCUGGAUUCAGCAGAUGCGGCAGAGACCAGGUCAGAAGUCUCAGAACAAGCGGAGGCCAAGAAGCUGGUCGGGUGAAGUCCGCUCUCCGUUCAUUCCCUCCGUCACUCCCACUCAUCGUCGUCACGGCGACCAGCAGCCUUUCGUCUCUAAUCCCUGGCACCAGACAUAAUCUCAGGUAUCCACCAACUGACCAACGCUCACACACACAGACACACACACACACACACACACACACACACACACACCACCUCCAGCACGUCACAGAGGAACCGACCAACUCACACACACACACCAGACAACUGCUAGCAUGGUGUGAGGGAUAGAAACUAGCAGCGACAGAGGAAAACCUUCACCUCCUGAUUCACGUCGACGCCCAUUACCUGCAACACUUGAAUUCAGAGGGAAACUAGAUGUAUUUUUCUCCUCUGAACCUGAACUCUUUGAGAGUCUACAACGUUUUGUGGGAGCAAGUGAUGAGCGUGACAAAAAAAUUAAAUAAAUAAAGGAAAGACAACCCAGGAGUUACCGUGUGGCUCCAGUGGAGGAGGAAGGUCCCAUCGUACUUCAGUCAGAGCGCCGAAGGUUUACAGCUCUGCAAAGCAUUUGUGUGUUUUUACAGGAACAUGGUUUGCAUUUAUUUUUGCUGUGUGUUUGUUGGCUUUAUCCUUGUAAAUAACGAGUGUGUGUGUGUGUGUGUGUGUAUGAAAUUUCACCUCGCUGUUCUUCAUGAAAAAGGAGAGUUUUUUGUUUAUAACUUCUUUCCUCACAGAAUAAUAAAGUGUCGGGGGUCUCCGCACCGAAACCACUCCCUCCACUAAGUCUUCAGAAAGUGUUUCUUUUUUUUUUUUUUUUUUUUUAAAUGUUGAAAUAAUGUGUGUCUCAUUCUGUAUUCAGAUUCAAAUGAUUUAACUUCUAAGAAGCAGAACAAGCUUUGUGAAUAUAACCUUUGUCUAGGUGGUUCUCCUUCACUAUGUAAUGGUUUGUCAUAUUGAUCUUGCCUCGUGUGAAACUGUUUAGGGUUGUUUUGUUUCCUCUCUCUGAAUCGACUUGUCCUGAGUUACCAGAUGCUGUCUGUGCUUCAUCAGAAUCCUGCUCCUGUUCUGUUCUCUUCUGGUGGGGGGGGGGGAACCUCUGUUCUGCCUCUUACUAGGACUACAAGCAUUAAUCUUUAUCGCCCCCACCGUCUCCAUCUUUGUGGUGAAUUAUCAGAACUUAGCAGUGGAAGUGUCAGCACACGGCUCUGUGUUUGUAGUUUACAUCACUAUGAAAUGAAGUGUAAAGCCCCAAGACGAGCCGGAGUUUACUGGUAUUGAUGAAGCGAGAAAUCAGUCUUAUGUGUUUGUUAUUGAAUCCUUGCGGGGCCCGUCUGGUCUGACAGGCGGAUCACAUUUAGACUCACCUCAGCUGAUAGGCUGCCUCUGUGGGGCCGCGCGAUCGCCGCCAGUCACCACAAAAUCAUGCACACACGCCCAUGUAAAUACAAGUGUACAAAAGAGAUUUUGAUUUUUCAUUGUAUUAAAAAUAAUCCUAUUGUCCCUUUCUCAAAGCCAUUUGAUAGUUUAACAUUCUCGCAGUUGGAAUCAGAUUUGAUAUUUGGUAGUGAUUCAUAGUGAGAUUUCAGCCUGCGGAUUGUCUUGCAGUGAGUACAACGCAGCGUGUCGGGCCGUUUGCAAUGUGAAGCCCCACGGAGGGAGACGGCGGUGUCCCCGGCACCGCACAUCACAGAUCAUGAAAGUAUUACUGGCUUUGAUAGAAGGUACGCUGUGUGUCGGCCUUUUGUUGCUACAACAUCCAUCAGUGUUCGCCGUAUGUUCUUUGACAGAAAGUGUGAUUUUUUUUUUUUUUGCACUAUGUAAAUACAGUACUGGUAAAGGUCUUGUUACUAAUGUGAACUAAAAAAAACAAAAAAAC
Molecule: messenger RNA, 5408 nt
Organism: Salarias fasciatus (jewelled blenny)
Lineage: Eukaryota; Metazoa; Chordata; Actinopteri; Blenniiformes; Blenniidae
Gene: secisbp2l
Product: SECIS binding protein 2-like
Exons: 18
Coding region: 294-3572 (1092 amino acids)
Cellular component (GO): ribonucleoprotein complex; mitochondrion
Molecular function (GO): mRNA 3'-UTR binding; ribonucleoprotein complex binding; selenocysteine insertion sequence binding
Source: RefSeq, a predicted model, not a curated record